Molecule: messenger RNA, 455 nt
Organism: Prorocentrum cordatum
Lineage: Eukaryota; Dinophyceae; Prorocentrales; Prorocentraceae
Source: the annotation of a GenBank genome assembly
UGAUGUACCUCCUCGGCGUUUGGGCGCAGAGCAAGACAUUGGACACUAAGUACACGUCUUCCUUGCUUGAGGAGGUGGGCUCGCUGUCAAACGGCAUGGCGUGCGCCUACAGCCUCUUCCAGAUGCAUGUCCCUGCAGGGCCAGCCCCCGAGGAUUCGUUCCAGCUCGAGCACUUCGUCCGCGACACGUUGGAACCGCUGGCCGUUCGGUUCCACGAGCUCAAGGCGGUCAUCGACAACCUGCUGCGCUCUCCCGAGAAGAAGCUGCGCCGCGCCGCGUCGGACCCCGUUCAGCCUGAUGAAGCUCUCGCCGCCGCCAGUUCGAGCGCACAGGAGGCAGAGUCGGUGUCCGAGUCGCAGGAGUUAGCGGAGCAGGCUCAAGACUCACAGCAGUUGCAUGAAGAGUCUCAGCGGUAAGUCUUCCAGCCAAUCCCGAAGGCAUGACGAGCGGUGCGG